AUGGCUGUCCCUAGUCCUGAGAUUAAAGCAGAGCUUUCUGAAACCAUCCAAGCAUUCCUCUUGGAUAUUGGCUAUAGGCUUCCUUGUUUGAAACUAUAUCCUGCAGUUGAAGAUGAAGUGAAGCUACACUUCAGGAAUGACGGACUCUCGGAUGAAUUCGUUAUGAAUAUCGAGCCACAGGUCACGCCCAGCGUGGGAAUCGCAACCGCGACUUUCCAAACAGCCCCCUUCAAUAUACAAUGCGCAGUGGCAAUAUUCACUACCUAUUGUCUCAUCAUUGAUGAUUUUGCCCAUGACCUCGAGUUCAAGCAUCACCUAAAGCGAUUCAAUAUCUGCCUACUAAGCCGACAGCCCCAAGGAACCCCAGUUCUUGAGAGCAUGGGCGAGUUUUUGAGUUCCUUUCAUUCUAUCUUCGGUCAAUUUUCCGGCGAUAUGAUCAUCAAGGACGCUCUGCAAUUCAUCAGUGCGUGCUACGCAGAAUCAGAGAGCGAGAACGUUAAAUUCCCCGCAGAAGCACAUCUGUUCCCUAGCUACUUUCGCCUGAAACUUGGCGUGGCCGAAGCUUACUCAUUUAUGUUGUUCCCAACCGCACAAUUCUCAUAA
Penicillium egyptiacum is the source of this 603-nucleotide messenger RNA. The record is from the annotation of a GenBank genome assembly. NCBI's taxonomy places the organism in Eukaryota, Fungi, Ascomycota, Eurotiomycetes, Eurotiales, Aspergillaceae.